AUGGAGAACAAAAAUACUACCACCCUUGCUGAACAGAAACUGGUAGACUCUCCUAAAUGUAAAGAGGAUUCACUUCUCCCCAUCGCUGAGAAGGGACUUUUCUUCCAUGAUUCCUUCUUCGAGGAUAUUCGGAAGGGCUUUGAGACAGCCAUCGACCAAAUCUUGGAUACGUGGGGAGAAUCUAAAUCCGUGAGUGAUCUGAUGAGUAGCUACAGACGUGUAAGCGAGCGCAAUCUUGCAGCAAGGAAACCAAGUUCAUGGCCUUCAAGCGAAGACGACCAGAAUCACAAGGUUGUGCUAGAUGUCCAUACUUCAAGAUUGGAGACGUUAGGUAGAGUGGAAGAUAAUGAAGUGGUGUGGAGGUCGAGUGAAAAGGAAGAGGGCGACUUCAAGUCCAUGAAAAGCUUCUGUCGACGCUUCAACUUCCCAGGCAAAGUAGAUAUGGAGGCCGGGUCGACAACCUCUGGCACGCGUGGCAGACUUGGCACACAGAGUGCUUUCCACGUGAUUUGA
Molecule: messenger RNA, 513 nt
Organism: Penaeus monodon (black tiger shrimp)
Lineage: Eukaryota; Metazoa; Arthropoda; Malacostraca; Decapoda; Penaeidae
Exons: 3
Coding region: 1-513 (170 amino acids)
Source: RefSeq, a predicted model, not a curated record